AUGGCUUCUCUCGGCACUAGUAGCAAUGAAAUGCCGAUUAACCAUAUUGAGAUUCUCAUACACUCUAAUGAUAUAGAAGCAAAACCUAACCAAGAAAUGGAAGAAAACAAUAUUGAGAACUCUCAAAGGGAACAGUGGCUUGGAGCAGCUGUGUUUGGAGUCAAAACUGGGUUGGCCUUAACCACCUUACUGAUGAUGGCCGUUGAAGCUUUGAAUGAAGACAUCAUAGCCAUGCUUCUAGCUGGUUUCUCAGGACUAGUUGCUGGGGCUUGGAGUAUGCAAAUUAAAGCGUUUGUAUCGGUAGACACAGAGGUGGCUCAAAUGAAAGUCCACCAUAUCAAUCACAAGGAAGUGGAUGAGGAUGAUAGACUUCUUAACCCGUUUCAAGCUUCCUUAGCAUCAGCACUUGGAUUUUCUAUUGGUGUUAUGGUGCCACUACUAGCAGCUGUUUUUAUAAGGGACUAUAAGAUCAGGCUGCUAGUUAUUUCUGUGGCUAUCUUGGCAUUGUUGGUAUUUGGAGGGAUAGGAGCAGUACUGGGUAAAAGUAAAACACCAGUGAGAAGGACUAGUGAUAGUGGUGAUUGGAGGUUGGAUGACUAUGGCUAUUAUAUUUGGCUUUAA
Sphenostylis stenocarpa is the source of this 621-nucleotide messenger RNA. Lineage: Eukaryota; Viridiplantae; Streptophyta; Magnoliopsida; Fabales; Fabaceae. The record is from the annotation of a GenBank genome assembly.